This is a messenger RNA of Pieris macdunnoughi, 795 nucleotides long. The record is from the annotation of a GenBank genome assembly. NCBI's taxonomy places the organism in Eukaryota, Metazoa, Arthropoda, Insecta, Lepidoptera, Pieridae.
AUGCAAGAGGCAAUCGUUUUGUAUUUGUGCAUACCUUUGAGUACUAUUUCCGGGAGUGCGCAACGGCGAAUAUAUGGCGGGCGAGACGCGGUGCCGGGGGAAUUCCCCUAUGUAACUGUUUGGGGCAGCUUUGAUAGAGAAUGGAAUUUUGAACUGACGUGCAGUUCUAGCGCCGUGUCACCCACCUGGAUCUUGACGGCCGCCCACUGUAUGAUUCCUAAACCUGAGAAGAAGGGUAUCGUCGCGUAUGGAGAUAUUAUACCGGGACAAAAAUUUAACUUUUCAAGGGUUCUAAAGAUGUUUCCGCACCCGGGCUACAAAGGUGGCAACACGCUUAACGAAUGUUACGAUAUUGGCCUGUUGAGGACAAGGAAAAUCAUAAUACCGCAAUAUGGUUUGCUAAGUGCAGUGGAUCACACGACGAUCAUGGGACACGAAGUGAUCGUAGCUGGGUUCGGGUUCACCAACGGAACGGAAGGGUUCACUGAUGCCAUCUCCGCGAACAAGACUCUGCAAGUUUUCAAAGGGAUGAUAAGCAGUUGUCUAGAGGUGGAUUACCGUUUGUGUUCCCGAUUGUGUGUGUCAUCGACGUGUGGCCACGUGUCCUUGAUUUGUGGGGGUGAUUCGGGAGGACCUGUGAUUCACGCGUCCGGGAUAGUGGGUGUAAAUGGUUAUCACAACAUCGAUUAUGACGAUAAAAUACACAAGCAUUCGUUGGCGGAGGGCUCCACUGUGCUUCAAGCAGUCAGUCCAGUGAUCGACUGGUUGUCCACCACUAUAAACGGCAAAUCCUAA